GGUAGCACCACGCAGCAACAUUGUGAAUGACAAAACGAAAGAAGUGUAAAAAAAUUGUUAAAAUUUGCAAUUGUGAAAAGCAUCAAAUUGGCUGCCGCAACAAUACGACCGGUACUCGUACCAAACGUUAAAUCUAUUAAAUCAUAUAGCAAAAUAGUGAAAUGAAUGUUCCUCCUAGCGCUGGCAAUGGCAAUGCAGCGAUGCCGAUGCCGCCAGCCGCCGCAAUGGGCGGCAUGGGAUACACGCACACGCCGGGAAUGGUGCCAGUGCCACCAUUCAAUCUGCCGCCGCCCGGCUUUGGUGCACCGCCGCCACCGGAACUAGCAGCCGCAUUUGGUGCCCUCGCUUCAAAUACGGAGUGGACCGAGCAUAAAGCGCCGGAUGGACGACCGUAUUACUAUAAUCAAAAUACGAAGCAGAGUUCAUGGGAAAAGCCGGAGGCGCUAAUGACGCCAGCUGAGCUACUGCACAAUCAGUGCCCCUGGAAAGAGUAUCGCUCUGAUGCAAACAAAGUGUAUUAUCACAAUGUGACUACAAAGGAGACGUGCUGGGAGCCACCGCCAGAGUAUCUUGACAUGAAGGCCAAAGCCAAGGCGGAGGAAGCAGCCGCUGCGGCUAAAGCCGUUGCCGCCAUGACAUCCUCGAGCCUAGCAGGUAUGGUUCCGCAUGUUGCAUUGGCCAAUAUUCUGCCAGCUGCGUUGCCCACAGCGCCGCGUAUACCCACGCCUGAGAUACACUCACCCCUGACACCAAGCAGUAAUGAAAAUAGCUCCUCAGCAAUGGAUCAGGCAAUGGCAGCCACUCUAGCGUCCAUCGAGGUACCACAACAGAAUGCUAAAAAGGAGGAGAAAUCUAGUGGCGAGAACAAUACGCUGGUUUUUAAAGAUAAGCGCGAGGCCAUUGAGGCGUUCAAGGAGCUACUGCGCGAUCGAAAUGUGCCCUCAACUGCGAACUGGGAUCAGUGCGUCAAGAUCAUAUCAAAGGAUCCGCGUUACAAUGCCUUCAAAACGCUAAACGAACGCAAACAAACUUUUAAUGCAUACAAAACACAAAAGCUGAAAGAUGAACGCGAGGAGUCGAGAUUGCGUGCCAAAAAGGCUAAAGAGGAUUUGGAACAGUUUCUCAUGUCCAGCGAUAAGAUGAACUCACAAAUGAAAUAUUUUCGCUGCGAGGAAGUUUUUGCGAACAAUCGCACGUGGACAACGGUACCAGAACAGGAUCGAAGAGAUAUCUACGAGGAUUGCAUCUUCAAUUUGGCCAAGCGUGAGAAGGAAGAGGCUCGUGUGCUCAAGAAACGCAAUAUGAAAGUACUUGGUGAGUUGCUAGAAUCAAUGACAUCCAUUACGUACGCUAGCACGUGGUCGGAGGCGCAGGUAAUGUUGCUGGACAAUGCGGCGUUCAAAAAUGAUGUCACGCUACUCGGCAUGGACAAGGAGGAUGCGCUUAUCGUAUUUGAGGAGCAUAUCCGUACGCUUGAGAAGGAGGAAGAGGAGGAUCGAGAACGGGAAAAGAAACGUUUAAAACGACAGCAACGCAAGAAUCGUGAUGGCUUCCUCGCUUUACUUGACUCGCUGCAUGAGGAGGGAAAACUCACCUCUAUGUCGUUGUGGGUGGAACUGUAUCCAAUUAUAUCGGCGGAUAUACGUUUCUCUGCCAUGCUGGGUCAGAGUGGCUCCACGCCACUUGAUCUUUUUAAGUUUUAUGUUGAAAAUUUGAAGGCACGCUUCCAUGACGAAAAGAAGAUCAUACGGGAAAUACUCAAAGAGAAGCAGUUUGUUGUCCAGGCGAAGACAUCUUUUGAGGACUUUGCCACCGUUGUGUGCGAAGAUAAACGCUCCGCCAGCUUAGAUGCCGGCAAUGUAAAGCUAACUUACAACUCGCUGCUAGAAAAGGCGGAAGCCAUUGAAAAGGAGCGCAUGAAGGAGGAGGUGCGGCGCUUGCGAAAAUUGGAAAAUGAAAUCAAAAAUGAAUGGCUGGAGGCAAAUGUGUCCGUGGGCGAACCCUAUGAGAGCGCCAAAAAGCUGGUCGAGCAUUUAGAGGCGUUUGCGCUGUACGAAAAAGAAAUUGGAGUGGAAAAGGUCUGGGAAGAUUUCAUCAAAGAGAGUGAAGAUGCCUGCAGCCAUCAUCAUUCGCGUUCACGUAAAUCGAAAAAGAACAAAAAGCAUAAAAAGCGUGUCCGCUCCACCUCCAGAUCAGAUAUUGAGAACGAGCUGGUUGAGCUGGAAAAAUCCAGAAAGCGACGCUCAAAAUCUCGCUCAAAUUCUCUUAGUUCAAUUGGCAGCAUUGAGAGUGAAAAGCUGUUAAAAAAGAAGAAAAAGCGCAAAAACAAAUCGAGAGCGUCGUCUUGCGAAUCCGAAAUGGGCAAUCAAACGCCAAUUACUGCUGCUGCACUGCAGCAGAACGACUCAAAUUCGCACUCACCGGCCAAAAAGAAGAAAAAAGAGAAGCGCACCAAAAAGGACAAAGAAGCCAAACGGCAUCGAAACAAUCGAUCCAUAACGCCGCUCAGUCCUGCCGCCCAAUCGGAUUCAGCGACAUCCAGAAAUGAGGAGCUAACGCUUAGCGAUGGUGAACUUGAGUCCAAACGUGCAGCGCUGCUAGCUCAGCUUAAUGAACAACUGGACGAAUGACCAGCUGCAAUCGCAAGAUCAAAAGCUAAAUUAACAACAACAGCAGUUAGCAUUAGUCAGCUAUAGCCAUAAUAUAGACAGUGCGACAGUGUGCCCUAGUUAAUAUACGUUGAUCCAAGCUCCAGCAGUUUUUAGGCCUGCUCUUCGUGGACACGCUAUAACGUAUUUAUGCUAUCGCACAUAUCAUUUGCUUUGUUCUGAAACACUCUGGCCCUAGCACAACAAAUCCCACACAACGCAGGCAAACAAAUGUAAGUUUUUCAUCAGCGAUAAGUUUGAUUGUAAAGAAAUUAUAAUAUUAUUAUAAGACAACAACAAAAUAAUAUUAUU
Messenger RNA from Drosophila novamexicana, 2960 nucleotides. RefSeq names its product pre-mRNA-processing factor 40 homolog A (gene Prp40). The record is from RefSeq and is a predicted model, not a curated record. Gene Ontology annotation, biological process: mRNA cis splicing, via spliceosome. The coding region runs from base 162 to 2630 and encodes 822 amino acids. Gene Ontology annotation, cellular component: U1 snRNP; U2-type prespliceosome. Lineage: Eukaryota; Metazoa; Arthropoda; Insecta; Diptera; Drosophilidae. The transcript has 6 exons. Gene Ontology annotation, molecular function: RNA binding; protein binding.